GUUAUAACGUUAAAGCCCAACUGCUGUUUUUCCAGCGUUCAAUGUAAUGUUUAUUUGAAGAAGAUAGGACGAUAGCAGAAGAAAAGUGUUUUUAUGUGUGUUUUAAAAGCGAUGUGAAGCUUAAAAUCAAUUAACUUUUGUAUUUAAAAUUUACUCCCCGAAAUAACAUUUUAAAAAAACUGUGCGGAAAUUAAAAGGUUGUGACCUUAGCUGCUACACAAAUGCCGAAAACUUCGAGACAACCAUUUACUGAUCAUACAAACACGCUAAAUAUGAAUAGUGCCAAAACUGAUAAGCGAAAUACUUCAAAAAUUGCUACGAGAACACGAAGUGUUGUCAAGAAAUCUAAAGCCGCCAAAUCUGACAGCCAUUUACUAAGGGAUGCUGACGAAAAUGUUAUAAAAACAACCCUGAUAUCAAGCCCCAAUAAACAAACUAAAUCUGACAAUUUACCUACAGGUAAAACUGGAUUAUCUCACAAAAUUUCAAAGGACAAUGCUGCAAACAAAAGUCCACGAACUACCAAAAAGCCCAUUGAAAAAUCAGAAUCAAAAACAACUCCUGAUAAACCUAAAACAAACAAAAAUAAUUCUAAAUAUUCAUAUUGUUAUAUUAAACUAAAACCAGGUGACAGAAUAUGUGACCAAAUCUCAAAGAACAAAACUCUGGUGAAAAAGAUUAAAACAACACAAAAGUCCACUAAACCCAUCACUACUAACAAUAGGCCUGAAGUUGUAAAAGGAAUCUCAAAGAUCAAAAUUACUGAAAAACCAUUACAAAAUGAAGAUUCUCAAAAAAUAGUUUCAAAACAGCUAAAAGUUGUUUUAGUAAGGUACAUGCCAGAUAAACAAAAAGUUACUUUUCACCCUAACUUACAAAAGGAUAAAAAACAAUUUGACUUGAAAAACCAACCAACAGUAGAUCCCCAACACUGUAGUCCUGAAAAAUCAGUGCCAUCAAAAACAAAUGUUCCUUGCGAGCAAACUAAGUCAGAUUUUAUUCCUACACAAGUUACCACCAACUCAAAUUUACAAAAAAAUAAAAAGCGUUAUGGCUUAAGACAAGGAGGAAAAGAAAAUUUGAAAUACAAGGAGGAAUUUGUGCUAGACAGUGAUAGUGGAAAAUCAGAGGAACACGAACCAGUUUACAAGAAGGCACAUUCUGUUCCCAUCUACAAACAUCCCAUUCCAAAAUUGCCACAAAACCAACCACAAACUGAAGAUCCUUAUGAUUUUACCCCGGAAUUUACAGAUGUAAAAUUGAAUAAAAAAAGACCACAAAAAGAUAUUUCAAUUAUAUAUGACAAAGACACGCAUGAAAUUGUACAGAAACUUGAAAAGAAAGAGGCUAAGCUCAAGAAACGAAUACAAAGAAAAAAGAAGCCUUAUGAUAAAAUUAUUGGAGAUAUUGUUUCAAAUGUCAUGCAGAAAAUAACUAAAAAAACACUGAAAAAUCCUCUAAUUACUAAAAUGGAUAAGACUAACAUUGACGUUGCAGUGGAAUUUAUUAAAAGUCAUGUGCCAACUACUACUGAACUGCCAAGUACAAGCACUGCUAAUAGUGUGCAAAAUGUUGCCAUAAGAAAACCACAACCUAAAUUUACUGUUUUGAGUAAUAAAUUAUUGAAAAAGGGUGUUACAGAACCAGAAAUUGAUGGUAUUUCAAGUGAGGAUUUGCCAAGUACUUCUGCAAAAAGUCUGCAAGAUGUUGCAGUAAGAACACUAGUACCUGAAUCUACCUCUUUGAAUAAUAAAUUACCAACAACCAGCACUACAGUACCAGAAAGCGCCCAGAAAUCUAUUGUAAAUCAGGAUUCAAAGACUAUAAAUACUGACCAAAGAAGACUCUUCAAGCAAGUGCCAAAAACCAGUAUCGCCUUUUUGAGACAGGAUUUACCUACUACAAGUACUCCAAACAGAACAUCCAAUUUAUGUAAUAAAUCACUAAAUGAAGCCGACAGAAACUCUUGCUUUGGCUUCGAUGAUGAUGAUGGUUACCUUUCACCUUUGGCAAAUUCAUCAGAUGAAACUUUGGGGUCUCCUGUAGAAUUCCAUAAAAAACCAAAUGCCAAUAGUACAAUGGUGGGCGUUCAAUAUAAUUCAAGACCAUCUAGAGCAGAAGGUCCAAGAAUAAGUUAUUUCAACUGCAAACAUAAUGGACUACCUUCAGGGAGCCAACAGAUUUUUAUUGAUCACACUAUUGCGGAAGCAUUUGAACAUACGCAUACACCUUCAAAAACUCCCCUUCGUGAGGAGUUUCCUGCAAAAAGGCCAGCAGUGCAGCAAAGUAUAUUGGAUUAUGUUGACCACAAUGACCACCUGACUUACCAGAAUAAGACGCUGGAAGCUUCUCUGUAUAAUAUUGAAGAGUUACAAAGUCCAAAGAAGAAGAAAGAAACACCACACAUUGAAAAUGUGAAUUUGGCAAAAAGAAUCAUACAAUUUCCUACUGGUUCCUCCAUUAAACGAAAACCUUUAGGAGACAUAAGCAACUCUUCUGAUGAAAUCACAUUUUAUAGAUCUGAUAGUAGCCCUAGAAAAGCUUCCAAAAACGUUUCUGAUGAAAAUGCUAAACCCUUCAGGUUUGACCCAAAUUUGCUAAAAGUUUACAGCAAAAAAAAACGCAAUAAUCAAAUCCAAAAAGAACCUGAAGUUAAGGAUAAAGCUCGUGAUGAAGAUACUGAGGAAGCUACUGCUGAAGAAACAAGUAUUUCAAUAAUGGAAAAUUCGAGGGAAAAUUCUGAUGAGAAUGUGGCUGAUGUAGGAUUGUUUGAAGAUCCAGAAAAAGUGCUAGAUGAUAUGGCUUUAAAUGAAAUCAGUUUAAUGGAAUUCAAAAGGAAGAGACAUGGUACCCAAAAAAGGAAAGCCAAGAAGACCAAAUUGGAUGCUGAAGCAGAAACCUGGAUCCAACAGUUCAAUGAUAAGUGCCAAGCAAUUGAGCAGCACCAGCUCGAAAUAGAGUAGUUUUUUUAAUUCAAUAAUGAUUAAGUUUAACAUUUGUAGAAGUUAUUUGGGGUACUCCCCAGGUCGUUUUUUUAACAGCAUUUAUUUAUUUGUUUUUUUUUUUUUGUUGUUUUGCCAUAAUAUGUAUUUUGAUUUUGUUUAUUUCGAUGUUUAUUUAUUUUUCCAAUUUCAUAAUAAACUAGGUGUAUAAAUA
Messenger RNA from Ceutorhynchus assimilis (cabbage seed weevil), 3156 nucleotides. The record is from the annotation of a GenBank genome assembly. NCBI's taxonomy places the organism in Eukaryota, Metazoa, Arthropoda, Insecta, Coleoptera, Curculionidae.